UUGGCCCGUGGCGGGACCCGUCGGUCGCGCUGCUGUUCUGGGAAGGAGAGAAAAUGGCGGCCGAGCCGAGCAAGACCGAGAUCCAGACGCUUUUUAAGAGGCUUCGCGCAAUUCCGACCAACAAGGCCUGCUUCGACUGUGGCGCCAAGAAUCCGAGUUGGGCCAGCAUCACGUACGGUGUUUUUCUGUGCAUUGACUGCUCCGGGGUGCAUCGCUCCCUGGGCGUCCAUCUCAGCUUCAUCAGGUCCACAGAGUUGGAUUCCAACUGGAGCUGGUUCCAGCUGAGGUGUAUGCAGGUCGGCGGGAAUGCCAAUGCGACAGCCUUCUUCCGCCAACAUGGAUGCACAGCCAAUGAUGCCAACACCAAGUAUAACAGUCGAGCUGCCCAGAUGUACCGAGAGAAGAUCCGGCAGCUGGGGAGCGCGGCCCUGGCUCGGCAUGGCACUGAUCUUUGGACAGACAGUGUGAGUCCUGCUGCCAGUCACUCCCCAGAGAAGGAGUCCGAUUUCUUCUUGGAACACACUCAACCCCCUGCCUGGAAUGCACCAGCCACCGACCAGUCAGAGACCCAGCAGCCGGCCCCGUCUGCAGAGAACAGUGGCCUGGCACAGCCGGAGCAUGGCCCCAACAUAGACCUGCUUGGCACCUCACCCAAAGCCUCUCUGGAGUCCGUGUAUCUGUCACCUAAAGGGGUUCUUCCUGCCAGAGAACCGAAAACCUCCCUCAUUGGCAAGAAGAAGCCAGCAACAGCGAAGAAGGGGCUGGGUGCCAAGAAGGGCCUAGGGGCCCAGAAGGUGAGCAGCCAGAGUUUCAGCGAGAUUGAGCGGCAGGCCCAGGUGGCAGAGAAACUCCGUGAGCAGCAGGUGGCUGAUGCCAAGAAGCAGGCCGAGGAGUCCAUGGUUGCCUCCAUGCGUCUGGCCUACCAGGAGCUCCAGAUUGACCGUAAGAAGGAGGAGAAGAAGCUACAGAACCUGGAAGGGAAGAAGAGAGAGCAGGCCGAGAGGUUGGGCAUGGGACUGGUGUCCCGAAGCUCCGUCUCCCACUCGGUGCUGUCCGAGAUGCAGGUGAUCGAGCAGGAAACCCCAGUGAGUGCCAAGUCCUCUCGCUCGCAGCUGGACUUACUUGACGACGUUGGCACCUUUGCCUCUGGGCCUCCAAAGUACAAGGACAACCCCUUCUCCUUGGGGGAGAGUUUCGGUUCCCGCUGGGAUACAGAUGCUGCCUGGGGUAUGGACAGGAUGGAGGAGAAGGAGCCGGAAGUGACCGUCUCCAGCAUCCGGCCCGUUUCAGAAAGAGUCACCAACCGGAGGGAAGUGGAGAGCCGGAGCUCGGGCCUGGAGUCAAGCGAAGCACGUCAGAAAUUUGCAGGAGCCAAAGCCAUCUCCUCCGACAUGUUCUUCGGGCGGGAGGUAGAUACUGAGUAUGAAGCCAGGUCCCGGCUCCAGCAGCUCUCGGGCAGCAGUGCCAUCAGCUCGUCAGACCUCUUCGGGGACGUGGAUGGAGCACAUGGAGCAGGCAGCGUGUCCCUGGGGAGUGUGCUGCCCACGGCUGACAUCGCCCAGUUUAAGCAGGGUGUCAAGUCUGUGGCCGGGAAGAUGGCCGUGCUGGCCAAUGGCGUGAUGAACUCUUUGCAGGAUCGCUAUGGUUCCUACUGACCCAGGCUCCGUGUCUCAGACUUUGGGUGGUGGCAGUAGCAGAAACCUCAUGAUGCCUCGGCCUGGGAUGCUUGCCUUGUGGAAGCUGGGGAGGCAUUGUUACUUUAUGCCUGUGGCGUGAGUGGGGUGGCCUGUGAGGAGCUUGGGCGAGGGAGGGGCAGAGUCGGCCCCUGACCUCUGCCUGGAGAUCGGGCCCUUCGUUCCCCUCCCCGCACACACUGACCUCUGCCUGGAGAUUGGGCCCUUCGUUCCCCUCCCUGCACACCCCGACCUCUGCCUGGAGAUCGGGCCCUUCGUUCCCCUCCCUGCACACACUGACCUCUGCCUGGAGAUUGGGCCCUUCGUUCCCCUCCCUGCACACCCCGACCUCUGCCUGGAGAUCGGGCCCUUCGUUCCCCUCCCCACCCACCCUGAUCUCUGCCUGGAGAUCGGGCCCUUCGUUCCCCUCCCCGCACACCCCACCCUGUGUGCUCCGUGCUUCUGGUCCUGACCCCCACACUGCCGCUCACUUGGCUUGCCACCCUGGGAGUGAGGGGAGGGCAUACCCUCAGGACGGCUCAUUCUGGGUCCAGGCCUUCCUUGAGGAGGGAGAGUAAUAAGUGUAAGGCUGUUUUGCCGGCUUUAGGGUCCUUCCAGGUGGUCCCGGGGGUUGGCUCCUGCCCUGGAAGCGGCAGGGAGGCUGGAGAGAGCUCUGCUGUAGCUCAGCCCCCAGGGCGGGAGGCUGUGGACGCGCUGCUGCUCCUGUGCUCUCUUCGGCACCAGGAGAGGGCAGGGGAGGGGAAGGACCUCCCUCUGGGACUUGCGAAGGGCUAGAAGCUUGACCUGGUACCUAAAGCUUCCAUUUGGGAUCAGACUAGAGGCCCGAGUGAUCUCCUGUCUCGCCGACCUUUUCUACAGCGGUCGCUUGGAGGACUCCUCCUCCUGGGUGUGUGGGAAUCCUCCCAUGCCAUCUGUGGUGGACCGCAGUCCCUCGGAGACUCUGUCCCUUCUUCCCCUGCUUGGUGGCUGUGGUGGGUUUGCUCUGCCCGGGGCUCUGCUCGGGAUGCUGUGAGCGUAGUGCUGGCAGAGGACGCGUGGGACUGAAGCAGGCGCCUGAGCUCGGCUUUCCUUCUCUGCACCAUCUUGGCCUCAGGACCCUGGGCAGCAACCCCCACGGAGAGCUCGCGGCACCUGCGGGGCGGCAGGUCUCGGCCCCAGGCCACACACUGUGCCGUCCUUGGUGCCACCUGCCCCUGCCGCCGGCAGCCCGGGUCCCCCAACCGUGACGGGGGCUGGGCUCCCGAGCGCCGCAGACUGCUAUUCCCACCACCCCUCCCCAAAGGGACGUGACUUUCUUUCUGGACUGUAUUGAAACAAAGUGGUGUCGAAUAAAGCCCCGAAGGGGCCCUGGGCCUCUGCU
Molecule: messenger RNA, 3054 nt
Organism: Capra hircus (goat)
Lineage: Eukaryota; Metazoa; Chordata; Mammalia; Artiodactyla; Bovidae
Gene: ARFGAP2
Product: ADP ribosylation factor GTPase activating protein 2
Exons: 17
Coding region: 54-1655 (533 amino acids)
Biological process (GO): COPI coating of Golgi vesicle
Molecular function (GO): GTPase activator activity
Source: RefSeq, a predicted model, not a curated record